AUGAAGUCCCCCCGCUGCCAAUGGCAUGCUGCAGAAACUAGUUUCCGAUCAGUACCCAAAGUCAUAGUUGUCGCAGCCAUGCCUAAACAGACUGCUCUAGAUGAAAUAGUGUCAAAGGCUUUGCGUCACAAGUCACGUACCUGUUGGCUCUUCUUUGCAUCCACCGAUGAUGGCAAUCCGGAGGCGGAGGAGUUUGAGCGGUGGGGAACUUCUGGCUUGGGCACUAACCGAUCUUCAGUGCAGUUUGUACAAUUUCUAGUCACCGGAGGAGACACCCUAUCCGAGGAGGCACUCCUGGCCGCCUGUGAUUCCCUGAGUGGGUCAGAGGGCACCGAGAGCAGUGUGCGCAUACCUGGGCCAAGUCCUCGUUCCGGGAACACCGAACCAAAGCCUACAAACGCACAAAGGAUUCAAACCAAUCAGAAGGAAAGGGCCAUCGGAUGA
This is a messenger RNA of Dibothriocephalus latus, 444 nucleotides long. The record is from the annotation of a GenBank genome assembly. NCBI's taxonomy places the organism in Eukaryota, Metazoa, Platyhelminthes, Cestoda, Diphyllobothriidea, Diphyllobothriidae.